Messenger RNA from Podarcis raffonei (Aeolian wall lizard), 3304 nucleotides. RefSeq names its product neuronal PAS domain protein 4 (gene NPAS4). The transcript has 8 exons. Gene Ontology annotation, molecular function: RNA polymerase II transcription regulatory region sequence-specific DNA binding; protein dimerization activity; DNA-binding transcription factor activity, RNA polymerase II-specific. NCBI's taxonomy places the organism in Eukaryota, Metazoa, Chordata, Lepidosauria, Squamata, Lacertidae. Gene Ontology annotation, biological process: regulation of transcription by RNA polymerase II. Bases 167 to 2455 code for a protein of 762 amino acids. The record is from RefSeq and is a predicted model, not a curated record.
UGCCAGUGCCCACACUCCCGACAGCCUAUAAAAGAUGGGAGGCAGGCAGUGGUUCUCAAACAGAUCCACAGGCAGACACCGGAGAGACAGAGAGAGAGAGAGAGACCAGAGAAGAAGAGGAGAGGAGACGGAGGAGCGCUAGCCGCACGGAUCUUCGGCAGCCGAGAUGUAUCGGUCCACGAAGGGAGCCUCCAAGGCGCGGCGGGACCAGAUCAAUGCGGAGAUCAGGAACCUGAAAGACCUGUUGCCCAUCGCGGAAGGGGAUAAGCUGCGGCUAUCGUACCUCCACAUCAUGUCCUUGGCGUGCAUCUACACGCGGAAAUCCAUCUUCUUCUCCAAAGGAACAACUCUAGAAGGCUUGGAGAGCUUGCUUUCUUCCCAGGACUUGGAAGAUUUUAUGCAGACGCUUCCAGGCUUCCUUCUGGCAUUCACUGGAGAAGGCAAACUCAUCUAUGUGUCGGAGAAUGUUGCUGAACAUCUGGGGCACUCCAUGGUGGAUUUGGUUGCCCAAGGAGACAGCAUCUAUGACAUCAUUGAUCCAGCAGAUCACUUUGUGAUGAGGAACCAGCUGGCAUUGACCUCUCCAAUAGAUACAAGCCGACUUUUCCGCUGCCAUUUCAACACAUCCAAGACAAUCCGGCGGCAAAGUUCCGGGAACAAGCUGGUCCUUAUCCGAGGGAGGUUCCACCAGCCCCCACCUGGCUCUUACUGGUCCACUAAUCCUGUAUUCACUGCUUUCUGCACUCCUCUGGACCCCAAGCCCAGAAUCAGCCAGAAUUCUUUCUUCUUGACUUAUUUUGAGAGUCGCCACACAAAAGACUUGGCCAUUGUGGACAUCUCUGAAAGUGUGAUCUUCCAUUUGGGCUUUGAGAAAAGUGAGCUGUUUUGCAAGUCAUGGUAUAGCCUGAUUCAUCCAGAAGAUCUCAGCCAUGCGUCAACCCAGCAUUACAGGCUGCUGGGUGACACAAGUGAAACUCAAGCUGAAGUGGUCGUUCGGCUCCAAACCAAAGAUGGCAAGGAUUGGAUAUGGACCUAUUCACUGCUCCACAUGGAGAAUGCUGAUGUUCCUAUCACUUCCCACAACUAUAUAAUCAGUGAUUCUGAAGCCUGGUCUCUCAAGCAGCAGCUCUCAGCAGAAGAAACCCAGGUGGCCUAUGCCCUCGGAAGUGCACCAGCUUUCCUGGAAGGCCUCCUCUCUCCGGGGCAACUUUCCAGCCCUGACCAAGUCUUCACACCUGUAGCUGGCACCCCGACCAGCACCAUUGUUGCGCCGUCAUUUGACUUUGGCACCACUGGUGGAGCAGAAUGCCCCUCUGCGUUCACAGAGACCAGCGCAUCCAGUCUGCCCCAGGAGGUGGCGGAGCCUAGAAAUAUCUCCUCCGUGGAGGAGCCCACCCCAGGCUCCAGCCUCAGCCUACUCGACAAAGGCCCAGCAUUCAGCUACGUGGUCUUCCCAACAGACUACGAACAGACCUUAAGACGAGACAACCUUAGCGGCUCCUCCUCCAAAGACUUUGUCUGCACCCCUCCAUAUACCCCACACCAGGGCUGUGCCUUUCUCUUUGGAGCCCAGGAGACUUACGCUUCAAGCGCCAUCCCUACUGCCUUGCCUCCUGUGACCACUACCCCACCCGCUGCCGCCGCCGCCGCCCCUGCCACCACUGUACCUACCACCACCACCUCUGAGCUGUUCUACACCCAGGACCAAUGCAGUGCUCUCUAUGAGAAGCUACCACCUACCCCGGACAGCCCUGGUAAUGGGGACUGUACCGUCAUGACCUUGCCUGAGAUCAGAGGUCCCCUCUAUAUCGAUGUGCCCAUGGUGCCCGAGGGGAUCCUGACUCCAGAGGCCUCGCCCAUCAAACAGACAUUCUUCAGAUAUUCUGAAAAAGAGAAGGGCGAGAUCGAACUCCUGGCAAAGCAGAUCAGCAGCCUGGCUGAGGCUUUCAGCUCUGUUGCUCCCAGAGAGCUCGUCAAGAGCAGCCAUGUCACCCUCGGCGAUUCUGCACUGGGCGCCGGCCCCGAAUUGUGCCUGGACUUCCAGCCUUCCAAGAACUGGAGGAGCAUUGACUUCUCCUUGUUGGCCUGUCCAGAGGAAGACCUCUUAGAAGAGGAUGCUCUCGAGACCCUUCUCCAAGACCUGUCCACCUCUCUGUUUGAGAAAGGUGGGGCGGGUGUGAGGUGCCCUCACCACCAGUUCUGCGGUGGGAAUGUCAGUAGUCCAAUCGGCUUGGACACCGAAGAUAGUAACCAAGGGGCCUUGGCUGCCUCUCCCAGCAUGGACCUACCUCCAGAAGAGCGAUGCUUUUUGGAAGAACUGGCCUCCUAUGAAACAGCCUUUGAGACACGUGCCUCAAACUCUCCCUGUGAUGGGUUAGAUGAGUUGUAUCAACUCCAGAGCCACAUGCAAGAAGGCUUCCAUGAAGAUGGAAGCGAAAGUGACCCUUCGUUUUGAAAUAAGUCUGUGACUUACUUCUCCGAGUAUGGCAUAUUGUCAUAUCCCAAGGACCUUCUUCUGACGAAACCCUGUAAUGACGAAGCAAGAGGAUGUAUUAAACCCAGCAUCCCAGGAUGGGGUUUUUAGAAGAAAGACUUUGUUGUUUUUGUUGUUUUUUUGACAAAAAAAAUUAACAAAAGCAAAUAUACAUAUAUACAUAUAUAUAUUGAUUCUGAGACAUCGAAGCUAAGAUAAGCGAUAUCAGAGCUAAGGGAAGGACCAUUGUAAGUGGACUUACAUACGUUACCGUAUUCACUCGUAGUGAGUAAUCUUGUAUGUAAUUUACUAAGAAAUCCAAGGCGGGGCCUAGCGCCAGGCUGCUCCCAAUCGCCAUUCAACACAGAGUUGGAACAAAGCACUUGCGGAGCCAGUUUGCGCGUGAUAUGGGGAUUCCUCCUCUUCUAAUCUGCCCCCACCCCAGAGAACAGAACGUGUAGGUGGUACUUGAACCUACUAUAGUAAGGGCCAAUGGCUGGUGAUGUGACAUUUUACUUCCUUUUUUUGUUUGUUUGUUUGUUCUUCACUCCUGUUGUCUUACAAAUCACAUUUCUGUUCACAGAGGAGUCUUAAAAUUCAAAUUCAACUAGCCCAGUUCUAAAGGGGCUGUUGUUCUUGCUGCUGCUCUGACUGUUGAUAUUAUUAGGUUUCUAAGUUUCUCGCAACUGCCCAGGGAGAACUAGCCAUUUCUAGUUCCACCUCUACCAGUUAAGCACCCAUCUCAUCCAUUUCCCGGGUUGGGCAGAGUGUCAGACCUGACAGAGAUUUCCUGUGUUGCACCUAUUGCAAAGAUCGAGUAGCAUUUGAUGA